Molecule: messenger RNA, 3747 nt
Organism: Parathielavia appendiculata
Lineage: Eukaryota; Fungi; Ascomycota; Sordariomycetes; Sordariales; Chaetomiaceae
Exons: 3
Coding region: 188-3673 (1161 amino acids)
Molecular function (GO): ATP hydrolysis activity; ATP binding
Source: RefSeq, a predicted model, not a curated record
CCUCCUUGGCCGAACUUUUGACUGACAUGGAUCACGUACUUAUGCUAAAUACCUAGGUAAUAUGUAGUCUUUCAAGACCCCGAAAGGCUCGAUGCUUCUGUUUAUGCCAGCGUUCUCUCGUCGUUUGUGAACCUCAGUUCAGACACCGUCCCAUUAUAAUCGAACUACUAGGUUAGGUCUCUACAUCAUGGCGCCUGAUGACAACGUUUCUCCUGAGGCACCGGAGCCUCCUUCGGCCGCUCCUCCGGAAGAGUCAUCUCCCGCAGGGGAAGAGCUUCAGGAGGAAGAGCAGUGGCAAGCCCAGCGUCAGAAGAUCCCUUUGAAGGUCGACGUGGACUGGCUCGACUUUGAACACUUCAAGAACCGAUACUCAGACGAGGAGGGACUGGCCAUCAUUGAAGUCCUCUGUGGCCACCCAAAGAUUGCUCAGGAGGUCGCCCGAGAGCAGGCCCGACGGAAGCGUGGCAAGCAGGGUCUCAAAGUGGCCACGGCCGUACCCAACCUGAAGCAUGCUGUUGACGGAAAUGCAUACUGGAUACAACGCGUCCGUAUUCAGUCACCACAGAUCAUUCUCCUGUUGUCCCGCUUAACAGGUCACCGGGACGGAUGGACUACCGACAGUCCACGCACCUUUUUCGCGCCGUUCCUCACCUUCUACUACUACUUGCCGCAACUGAAGCGGAGUCUCGAGCUCCUCGAACAGAGGUGGACAGCUGAAGACGCCCCUGGCCAUCCGGCUGAUGCCUUGUCGUCCGCCGGCCAGGAAGAAGUGCAGAUCACGCAACAGCACGAGGGAACCCACGGGGAUGGAAACAGUGAUAGCUCCUCUGAGAGCGACGAUGAUGACAUUGACACCGCCGCCAACCCCGAGCCCGUUCCCACGGCGCCCGAACGGGCCGUAUCGCGAGGGAUCGUCGACUCUCGUACCGCCCUGGCCCACCUCAGAAAGUUUGUUGACUUCAUUGAGCGGUACCUUGUGCCUCAUUGGUCUCGUGCUGCCGGUACCAGCCAGCGCAAAUUCCGCUUCAACGACCUAUGGAUGGCCUUCCAACCUGGCGAGCUCCUGCACAAGCCCGUGUCAUCGGAGCCCGGACAGAACUCAGACGCAGCGCAGAGAUCCGGCACAAAAAUGUAUCAAACAGCCUGGCGGCUCUAUUCCAUAGUGUUCGACCGUAUUCAGGACGACAAACCGGAUGACAUCGGCGAGACUUCGACGCGUGAGCUAGACAUUCACGCGUACUACUGGGACUACGACGGCACUUCAUACAUCCCAGUCAUCAAAAGGUUUUCCAUCAAGCAUUACGAAGGCGAUAAGGACAUCACAAGCCUGGAAGUUUUCCCCCUCCGCUUCGCCAAAGACUCUGAAAAAUUGAAAGACACGCUCAGCAAGCAGGGCACCAUGUUUCUGAAGGCCGUACGAUGCAAGCACCUCGCCUACGACGGCUGGACCCUCACCAGAGGCCCUACUGACGACCCCGAGAAACCGCUGGUCAUGGAGCAUGUCGACAGCGAUGUCAUUAUUGAUUUCGCGGAAGGCUACAAGUCGGACCCCCUUGCCAAGCUUGGUCCAAUUUCAUGGGAACGUGGCUUGUUGAAGUUCGACGAUAGCGACUGGCCGGUUGGAGAUGACGAGCUCACCAUUCGGCAUUGGAAGUCUACGGCCAACGGUAGACGUCUCUUUGUGUUUGUCUGCAUCCAGGAGAGGACUCAGAGGGCCGAAUGGUACUGCGAGCGAUUCAAAAACGAGGUGGUGCAGGCACGGGCGGGUCUCAGGGCUUACGAAGACGGCAAGCCGGUCAAGGACCUGGACCAAGAUGAACGGAUGUUGCUGCCUCGGAGGCUUGUCGGAUACGCCUUCCGGGAACGCCGGUUCGUCAUGCUCGACAUCCAGUCCCUCAGGGAGCUUCCGGCAUCCGACAAUGUCUUCCGGAACCUUCGUAUCAACCCAGCACAUAAGAACAUGGUCAUUUCGCUAGUCAAGUCACACCUUGACAAGCAAGCUCUCCAGAGGUUGCAGCCACGCGCCAGCCUAAACCAGGACCUUGUCCGUGGCAAGGGGUCCGGAUUGGUGCUGCUCCUCCACGGUGUCCCUGGCGUAGGCAAGACCGCUACAGCAGAAGCUGUUGCCCAAGCCUACAAAAGGCCCCUCUUUGUCAUCACAUGUGGCGACCUCGGAUUCGAUCCGCAAGACGUCGAGAGCGGUCUCAAGAACAUCUUCCGUCUCGCCCAUCUCUGGGACUGCAUCCUACUGCUCGACGAGGCUGACAUAUUCCUUUCUCGUCGCGAGCUGAAAGAUCUGGAACGCAACGCACUGGUUUCUGUCUUCCUUCGCGUGCUCGAAUACUACAGUGGCAUCCUGUUUCUUACUACGAACAGAGUCGGAGAUCUGGACGAGGCCUUCAAGUCUCGUAUUCACAUUAGCCUCUACUACCCUCCGUUGGACAGGGACCAGACGCUCAGCAUCUUCCAGGUCAACAUUGGUAAAUUGGAGAGGAUCGUGGCUGAGAAACAGAAGCUGCAAGCCCAGCAGAACCCUGAAGGUCCGACUACCAACUGCCCCCGACUGAUCAUCGACAGGGAGGAGAUCCUCGAUUUCGCGAGGCGACACUUCGACCGUCAUGAGCAGUAUCCGGAGCAGAGGUGGAAUGGCAGACAAAUUCGAAAUGCUUUCCAGAUUGCCUACUCUCUCGCCGAGUUUGAGAUGAUUGGCCAAAAUGAAAAGGCACGCAGAGCCGCCCAGUCCGCCAGCCAAGUCGAAUCGAAUAGGGCCACGCCACGCCCGAGAAUGGGCGAAGGGCGGUUAGGAGCCCUGCAUUUUGAGAUGGUCGCCGAAGCCAUUGAGAAAUUCGAAACCUACCUGUUCCAUGCCACAACAAUGUCGGACCGCGACAGGGCUCGGAAGACGCACAUCCGGCAUGAUGACUACGUCGACCAAUACAUCGACUAUGCCGCGCCGCACGCAUCGCGCUAUCAACAAGUGACAUACCAGAAGCAACGGGCAGCGCCGCCAGCGGGCCGCAGCACACGCCCGAGCCCGGGACUCAAACCCCCACCCAGCUAUCGAACCCAGCAAGAAGAUGGGCCCAGGGACCGCCCAGCUCCAGCCUGGCAAGGCGAGCAACCAACUUCGACCCCGACGGCUAGCCGUUACCCGCCCAGGCACAUGCAGGCAGGUUCGGCAAGGCCUGAACAGCGUUCUCCCCUCGCCACCCAGCGGCCUCCUCCGCCUCGGAAGCAACCCGGUCCCGCCUCCAACACCGGAGCGCUACCCACGACGCCCUCCCGAAGCGUCGGCAACGCCAAAACACCUGCCGCUGUCGGUCGCAACGACUCGGGAUACGGCUCAGGCUCCGGAUGGAGUAUCGCGACUCCGCGGACGACCGAUUCAGGGUUGCCGCAAGACUGGCAAAACCGCGAAGGGGAGACAGACGGGAACCCUCACGGUGACGAGGGGCUGCUCCUGAGCGACGGGGAGGAGGGUGAUGGCGGGCUCUAUGAUCAUAAGACUGGAUAUAGUGACGCAGAUCCGAAUGGCGUGGAGGAGAAUGGCUACGAUGGGGACGGGUUCGACGGCGCGGAUAGUAACAGGUUUCUUGAUGAUGAGGAUGAUGCUCAGUUCUAUGGCGAGGAUUACCGGUAUGCUGGCGAGGCUGAGCAGGUCGGAGGGUUCUGAUAAUAAUUGGACGCAACUAGUGAAGUAGUGAUGAGCUGGGUAUCUAAACAAACAGAACAAUGAACCCUACGUUG